This is a messenger RNA of Linnemannia hyalina, 153 nucleotides long. Lineage: Eukaryota; Fungi; Mortierellomycota; Mortierellomycetes; Mortierellales; Mortierellaceae. The record is from the annotation of a GenBank genome assembly.
AUGAAGCAGGUCGCGGUCCAGCUCCGGACUGUUUCAUGUGGACCCCUAAACUGCAAGAACCCCAAGACCAUGAUCUCGCCGCCGUAUCUGCUCUACAGCAUCUUGAACACCAUCCAAAAGGGCCCCCAAGGGUACUUGGUUGAUGGCGACUGA